AUGGAUUCUAAACUUGCAAAAGGACAAGUCAAACUUGACUUUUUACACGCGUUUGGCUCCCUCAGCUCAGCAGGGAUCCGAGACUCAGUUUGCUUUGGAGAUGAUGAAAGCAGCAUAGUGCUGCUCCCUGAUAUUAAUAAUAAAAUGGCUACCUAUGGAAAUUUUAAAACCCUUUCCCUUUAAUAUAUUAAUUAUUAUAAGAUUUCAGGUGUCUUUAUCCACAAUGUCAAAGCAUGGCUUACCACAUAGGGUUGGACAAAUUAGUGCAAGAAUUCUUGAAGGUAUAGGAGCUUUACUGUUUGACACAUCCAAGGAAGGUGACCCUUAGGCUGAGCACACGCAGGAGUGUAGCAUAGAUCAGAUAAUGGUUCCGUGUAUGUUUCUGGCUCACCAAAGUGUGUCGAAAAUUUCAGAACUUUCUUGCCAUUUUGGUGACUCUGGUAUCAUUUUGGCUGCUGGGAUCGCCCACGAUUUCUCUGUUUGAUACUUAAAAGGAUGGACCCAAGCAUGCCUAAAUCAUCCUGCUGAAGAGGUAGUACGUUAAAAUACUAAAUAGUUAAGUAAGUGCUGUUCCCUGUAGGUCGGCAUAUAGCAGUCCGAUCUCUCGAUACCAACGAAGUUACAUUCAUCUCGGUGAUUUAUAAUUAGGAACCAUCCUCAGUCUCAGCAAUUACAGCUAUGUCAAUAAGUAAAGAAAGAUCAAGGCGUUUCUUAGCUGUAGGUGAAUAUUUGGAUAAAGAAAAAAUUUCACAAGUUACAAUUAUCGAUAUCAAAAAUCCAGGAGGAUAUAAACCUUUUGCUAAUAGGUCAUAUUUAUUAAUUAAAUUUUAUUUAAAAUAUGUAUCAAAAGUGUGCCUUGAGCUUAUUUAUAUAUUUUUAGCAUAAAAGACUACGUGAGCUAAGAAUUCCCGACCAAAACGCGAAAUUUUCCACCCUUGCUUUUUCAUAUGACUCAAAGCUCAUUACAUGUGUAAGCGGCGGGAUGGGGAUUGUCUGGGACUGAUACAAAGAAAAAAUCAUCGGAAAAGAAGCCAUCGGAGCCGAGAUCACAAGAAUUUCUGUCAAUCCAAAAGACAGCCACUUAGUCAGCACAUCAGGCCCAAAUCAUUGAAAAACCUGAAGAGUUGAAGAAAAAAUUUUCAAAGAGCAGCCUAUGUUUUCCAAGCUGGCCCAAACGCAAAAUUUCACAGACCAUGAUUGGCUUGACGACGACACUGUAAUUGCAGUUACUGACAUGGCCGAAGCUUUUAUACUAUUAUUUAUAGAUUUUUUAAUGGUUUAGAUACUAUUGGACAAUUUAUAUGAAAAUACCAUAUAUCCAGAGGCAACCAGAUUGUCCAGUAUAUAGAAUUUGGAUUAGGGAAAAUUUCUGACACAAUGACCACUGCAUCAGUUACGUGCAUGCUGGGAUUUUCGAGAGGAUUUAUUAUGGCAAGUGAUGAAGGCUUUCUUUCAUUGUGGGAAAGAGCUGAAACUAAUGAACUCGAAGACCAGACCCAAGAGCUGUUUUCUUUUAUAAAGUCUUGGAAUUGUGGCAAAAAACAAGCAAUUGUGUCACUUGCCUUGUCUAAUUCAGAAGAAACAUUGACAAUUGCCCUGAAAUCAAAUGAUAUAGGGACGUGUUCACUUUCACAAGUAAUCAUGUAUGACUCUGUAAAAUUUAUACAUUUUUAUAGAUAUCCGGGUUUUUUUUCAUCUUUUAUAGCCCUUAGCCAUAUAUAGAUUUCUUUAUGAAGCAAAAUGUAAUAGAUAGUUGAACGGCCAAGACAGAUUCAAUCAAAGGGACGAAUCUCUAUAACAGGAAGGCAAUGACGCAAUUAUUAAAAUAUCUUUAUUAUAAAAUUAAUUUUUAAUUUUAAAUACCCUUUUAGACAGAAACUGAUAAAUAUCUUACCUAUUUUCCCCUAUUUUUCUAUAAAUAUAGACUCAAGCAACCAAAUAAGAGAAUAUUCUAAGUAUAUAAUCAUUUUAAGGGUAUUCUUUUUUUAGGCGGUGCUGAUAAUAUUUUCAUAUUGAUAUCAUAUAAAAGCAUUACUUCAUGAGUGACAUGGGAGAUUAAGAUUUGAAGUGAGUGAAAUUGCUGAAAGUACUGUCGGAAUUCCAGCAGAGAAAACAUUGAUAGAGCAUUGAGUUCUCUAAUUAACAAAGUGCUUGACCUCUUAUAGUUUGUGAUAGUGAAUUUCACAGUCCAUUUAAAACUUUGAGCAUUAGAUAGGAUUAUGGAAAUUUGUUUUUCAUAGUCAUUGCUGAAGUGAUCAAGCACUUUUUUAAUUAGAGAACUCAAUGCUCUAUCAAUGAUUCCAUGCUAGAAUUCUGACAGUACUUUUAGCAAUAUCACUCACUUCAAAUCUUUAUUUUCGAAGUCAUUUUUGAACUUUUAUCUAAAUCAUCAUGGGAAAUGACUGAGAAAUUUCCAUAAUGCAGAAGCCCAUGAGCUAUCAAUGCUUUUGCUCUAAAAGUAUGGGAACAGUUCCAGCAAUUUCUGUAAAACCCAAGAUCAGUUCCAGCAAUUUCACUCGCUUCAAAUCUUUACAUUCAAAAUUGCUUAUAAAUUAGAUUAUUCCAGAAAUACGAAAAUGAAAAUCUCUUAAAAUGAUUGAACGCUUUGCAUAAUGCAGAGGAUAAUAAAUUAUGAAUGUUUCUACUUUUGAAAGUCUGUGAACAGUUUUAAAAAAUUUCACUCACUUCAUUCUUUCACCUUACAAGUCGCUUAUUUUGUAUUAUUUAUUGUAGAAAUCCGAUAUUUCAGACCUUUCAUAGAAUGGCUGAGAGCUUCGCAUAAAUAGAAGUUUAUGAGUUGUUAAUAAUUCUGCUGCAAAUAGCCCAGCAGCACUUCCUGCAAUUUCCCUCGGCUCAUUUCUUCGUUUUAAAUUUACUACUCAUACUAAAUUACUUUCUUGAACCUAAAUUCUAAAGAAAGAGUAAGAUACUUAUGAAUGCCAGCUAAAAGCUAUUGUAAUUGCCCGAGGAUGGCGCAAGAUAGCGCCAUCCUCGGGCAAUUACUAUAUCUUUAAUUUAAAAUUAAUUUAAUAAUAAUAAAGCAUUUAAAAAUAUUUGCAUAUGCUUGUUAACUUUUUUCACACUUUUCAAUCAUUUUUUUGACAUGCCACUUUUAUACCUUCUUGGCAUAGAGAUCCAGCUUAUCCCUUUAUAAGAGUCUGGCUUGGUCGUUCAACUGUCUAUUACAUUUUGCUCAGUAAAGAAAUCUAUAUAGGGGUAUUGACUAUAACAUAAAUUUCUAGAUAAUUAUUUAUUUUAAGCUGGAAUAAUAUUUUUUGUGGAGGCUUCCAUUCAGGAAAAAUCAAUGAAAUGGAUGUCGCUAUACAGCGGCCUUUAUUGGUUACUUGCUCAGAAUCAGACGCUACUCUUAGAAUAUGAAAUUACCAUUCAAUGAACUGUGAAUUAGCGAAAAAGCUCUAUGUAGUAGAAAGAGAUACAAUGGACCCAGCAGGAGAAGCAGUCAGCCGGCCUCUUCUCAGCGUAGCUUUUCAUCCAUCAGGGUAUUAUAUAGCAGUCUCUUUUGUAGACCGUGUAAGGCUUUUUCAUCUUUUAUAUGACGAGUUAAGGUUUUUCCGAGAAAUCAAUGCCCCACGUGCCAAUGUGCUAAAAUUUAGUAAUGGUGGGCAUAUGCUAGCUGCAGCAUCUGGACAAACAAUAUUGAUAUACGAAUCUUAUACUUUAGAAUGUUUACAAAUAAUGAACGCCCAUUCAAGCUUGGUCCAGGAAAUGUGCUGAAGCUAUUUAGACAAAAAACUGUUUACAGUAGGUGCUGAUGGCGCUAUGUUUGAAUUUGCAACAAAUACCUGGACAAAAGAAAAAGAGCAUAUCCCUUAUAUGCUUAUAAUAAAAAAUGGUUAAAUAUUAAAAUCCUAUUUUUAAUAGGAAAAAAACAUAGUCAGAAAUAUUUUUUAGAUAAUUCAUAUUAAUUAUAAUAUAAAUACAAAUAUUGAAUAUUGCUCAUUGACUAUUACAGAUGAAGAUACUGUUAUUGCGUCAGGCUGGGAAGGACAGCAAGCAAUGCUGCUUGAAAAAGCAGACUAUGAAUGAAAACUGCAAAAAAUUGACAAAUCGUUGACCCAAGUCUGUUUUUUCCAGUCCUCCCAUAGAAAUCCUGUAUUGCUUGGCUCCACCAAUGAAGGGACAAUUUUGAAUUUUGGCUCAGGAAAAGAAAAAGUGUGGCUUGAUGAAAUCGAUGUCCAUCAAGGCUCAAUAACCAAGCUGCGAGCGUCUCCUGAUGGACGAUUUGUGUUUUCAGCUGGCGAAGAUGGUGCUAUUUUUGUAUAUUUUUCUUACUCCCCCCCCCCCCCUCCGUGAGCGAACAAAAAAAUUUUUUCGUUCGCUCACGGAGGGGGGUUAAUUUUUUUUUUUAAAAAAAAUUUAUAUAUAUAAAUUUUAUAAAAAAUAUUUUUUUUUCGAAAUUUAAAAAAAAUCCCUAAUUUGCAAAAAUUGGGAAGCAAAUAUUAAUUUAAUUUGCAAAAUUUAUGUUUUAAAAAACGCAAUUUGUUUAAAAUUAAACAGAAUUAGCUCUAGAUUUCAUUAUACUAAUUAUCACUUAUAUAUCAAAAUUUUUUUUCCAUUAAAAUUUUUUCUAUUAAAAAAAUUUUUGUUCACUCACGGAGGGUGGGUUUUUGGUCAAAAAAUGGCGAUUUUUCUAAUGGUUUUGUUCGCUCACGGAGGGGGGGGGGGAGUUAAUAAAAAAAGCAAAUUCUCUAAUUAAAAUUUAUUUAUAAUAGUCAUCUUAUACAUAAUAUUUAAAGUAGACGAAAGUCUAGACUAUUCCCAUUUAGAGCAUAUAACAGUAGAAGGCAAAGAAAAAGAGCUUUCAGCCCGAGUUGUAGACGAUACUCUUGCAGAAAUCGUGCUAAUCGAAAGAGGACAGCUUGAUAAAUUUAAAGACGCAUUAGACCAAGAAAGACAGGAGCUUGAAAAAAUGAACCAUACAAUCACAAGCAGCUCAAAGCUUCGAGAAAGCCAAUAUCAAGGGAAACUACAAGAGAUCAGGGACAGUAUUAUGGAAAAUAUCAGAGCUCAACAGGUCAGGAUUGAAGAAUUGUCUGCACAGAAAACAAGGCAAGAAAGGGACUAUGAGAAAAAACUGGCACAGCUGGAAGCAGAUCAUAAUAAAGAAGUAGACUCAUUAGAAACUAUGUAUGAAAGGAAGCUUGGGAUUGAAGAUGAACGCUUUAGACAGCUAGAACAUGAUAAGGUUGAAAUGAAGCAGCAUUAUGAAGACCAAAUAAAAAAUAUAAAAGUCCAUAAUGAACAAGCUGUAGAAAGCUUAGAAAAAGCAUUUAGGGAUGCAUUAUGUAAAGCAACUGAAGAAUAUGAGUCUACUAAAAGAACAGCUGAAGAGCUAAAAGAAAUUUAUGAAAAAAGAUUAAGCCAACAAGAAGAUGAGCACGAAAUCGAGGUUUUGGACUUAAAAGACAAGUUUGAAACUCAGCUAAAAGAUCUGAAAAAACAAUAUGAAGAACUUGUAAAAAUUAAAAAAGAAUAUAAACAAGCACAAUCUGUCGCAAACCAAGACAAGCAGGAAGGAAUACAGAAAAUUGAACGAAAAAGAGGGAAAAUUGAGAAAAAAAGAGAAGAAAUCAUGAAUUUGAGGCAGCAAAUAAAAAAUUUGGAGCAGGCAAUUAAGGAGAAAGAAGAGACUUUGAUGAAAAAAGAUAACCAAAUUUAUGAGUAUAAGCGACAAAUAAAGGAUUUAGAAGAAACAAAAAAGCUUUUAUACUGUAAUUAAGUGUAUGAAUAUUAGAAAAUAAUAGAAAUGGCUUAUUUAUUUAUAAAAUAAUCAGGUUUACAUUCAAGAAAGCUUGAAAUCCUUGAUGAAAUGCAGCCAAAAGAAGAAGAAAUCGAAAUGCUUGGGACAAGGAUAAAGAACGUAAGAACAGAUCUACAAAAAGAGAGAAAAGACAAUGAAGAGCUAGAAAGAAGCUUAAACAAGCUAGAAGAUUUAUUAAGAAGGCUAAAAAUUGACAAUAAAGCCCAACAAGCUGCAACACAUGAAGUCGAAACUGUAAUAAGAUCCAUUAUAAACGACAUUCACCAUGCUGUGUCUACAUUAGAUAUAGUCGAUUGGCCAGAUGAGCUUAAAAAACUAUCCCUUUUACCUUAACUUAUCUUAUUAUCUAAUCUCUAUAAAAAUCUUUUUUUUCUCAAUAAAAUAGAAUAUAUCAAAAUUACGUCCGUGAAGAUGGCUCAAAAAUCAGAAAAGACGCUGAUUCCAUAGAAGAGCUUGAACACCAGCUCAGAUAUAUGGAAAAAUCUAUUACUGGAAUAAGAGAAAACUCAAAAAAAUCAAUGAAAAGAUUUAAGGUUGACAUGAGAAAAAGGACUCAAGAAAAUUCAACGCUAAUACAAGAAUUGAAUAAAUUAAGGUUUGAAAAUAAAAGAGACGAAUUUAGGAUAAAACAGCUGGAACAGAUGAUAGAAAAAGCGCAGGAGUCAGCAAAAGCAAGAGAUAUCAGUCCAAAACAGCAAGGGAAACCAAUUCAUAUGAAUAAAGAACAGGCAGCGACACCUUAUUUGGGGUAUGUUAAUAAGCCAAGUCCAAUGGAGCAUAAGUUUGCGUCACUGCAAGAUAGACAAAGGAUUAUUGAUUUGCAAAAUGAACUGGAAGAGAAGAAGGAACAGAAUUUCUAUUUGAGGAUGGAAAUCAAUCAGCUGCGUGAAAUGCUGGGGAAGACCCCAAUUAGACUUAGCUAGAUUAUAGAUAAUCCUUAUUCCCUUCCAUAAUACUCGACUCGUCCAACGACUUUUAAGGUCUUGCUCCUGCCAGCACAUGCUCCUGGUAGUCGGAAAGUUUGGGUCACCUUGCCGUUCGUCAACUGGGUUUGGUUUCUAGAAAAUUUGAAAAAUAAAUUAUCUGGUCACCUAUCGACUGAUGUGAAAAUUCGUAAUCUAGGACGCAACGCCUGGUAUUGCGCUGAGAGAACGUUCAUGAUCGACUAGAAGGAGUCAAACUGAUAUCGCUGGGUCACCACUUUAUAACUCCGAACUCCAUCUUCCUGAGAGGCAAAACUUGACCUAGAUGCUAACUUUGUGCUCGCAACUCGGACAUUGCACUCCACUAAACCAAGUAGCCUGAAUGGAUGCUCCCAGCUAUAGCUUUAGGAGAUUAGGCUCGUUCGCCAUUCCAUUUUUAUUUAUGCUAGGAAGGCUCCACAACAAUAA
Molecule: messenger RNA, 7173 nt
Organism: Blepharisma stoltei
Lineage: Eukaryota; Ciliophora; Heterotrichea; Heterotrichida; Blepharismidae
Source: the annotation of a GenBank genome assembly